This is a messenger RNA of Phlebotomus argentipes, 2451 nucleotides long. RefSeq names its product sodium/potassium-transporting ATPase subunit beta-1-interacting protein (gene NKAIN). Bases 315 to 1532 code for a protein of 405 amino acids. The transcript has 5 exons. Lineage: Eukaryota; Metazoa; Arthropoda; Insecta; Diptera; Psychodidae. The record is from RefSeq and is a predicted model, not a curated record. Gene Ontology annotation, biological process: regulation of sodium ion transport.
CUUACAGUUUUGCUUGAGACUCCACUGUUUUAUGCUGUGUUCGCAAAGUGCCUUCCGUAUUUUUUGCCAUUUCCCCGAAAAAUCAAUCGCUUUCAUCCCUAGAGACUAUUGCUGAAGGAAAAUGUGAUGAUAGCUCAGCCAGUGAGUGCUGUUUAAGUGCAGAAAGUGGUUGGAAAAGUGGUAGAAUAGUGAGUGCGAAAAAGUAGCGCAACAAUGAAGGAAAAAACAAGUGGCUUUCUUGGCACUGCAUCGACACUCUGACCAUUUCAGCGGAUGUUUGGGCAGGAGAGGACAAGUGGAAAGACAAUAAUGUCAUGGGAUCGUGCACGAGGAGACACUAUUUGCUGGCGAUCUGCGCCCUGCAGUUGCUCACCAUCAUCGAGCGGCAAGUCAUGGACUUCCUGGGCUACAUGUGGGCACCGAUUCUCGUCAACUUCUUCCACAUAAUCUUUGUGAUCUUUGGCUUCUUCGGUGCCUAUCAAUUCCGUCCCAAGUACAUUGUGACCUAUUCCGUGUGGAAUUUCCUCUGGAUCGGAUGGAAUAUCUUUCUGGUGUGCUUCUACAUGAAUGUGGGAUUUCUGGAUAGAGAGAGUGACGUACUGAAUCUGGGAACUGGCAGUUUUUCCUGGUUUCUCAUCAAUGGCUAUGGAUGUAAACCGACUUAUCCCACAAAUAUCACUUCUGAGGACCCCUUCAGGCCUAUUCGACCUGAGAAAGUGGACAAUUGCGCACUGGAAUAUCACACAGUCGAAGUCAUUCACUCAUCCAUUCAGAUUAUACUAGCUAUCCUAGGCAUAAUUGGAGCGAUAACAAUUGGGAAGAUCUUCAUCGAAGAGGACGAUGAUCGAUUCGAUUUCAUGGGGGGCGACGCCAAGAGCCCUCAACACACGGCUGUUCAUCCGAUGUACGUGAGUUACACGAGCUUGCCCACGGGUGGGACCUUGUCCAAAGACAGCACGGCGCCACGUCGAGGCUUCGGCGUGGACGAGGGGACAAAAGUGUCUCUGGCAAGUCUGGAGAUGCGUCCACACAUUAAGUAUACUGAAUUGUCCACAGAGCGCCUCAUGGAGGCAGAGAAUGGUGGUCAAUUUGUGGGCAUUGACGAUCUUGAGGAGGAGAUGAGGGAUUACUAUGGCACAGAGAAUCUGGCCACUGUGGAGAAGAGUGGCCGGACGCGCAGGGCAGUAUUUGAGGCUCCCCAGAAGGAGUAUGAACCGCCGAAAAUCUAUCGGGCAUACGCUUUGCCACCGCCACCACCGCAUCUUGUCACUGUGGCCCCCAAAAGUCCCGACUUUGAGCCCUAUCGCAUGCCACAAGUCACCAAAUCACCCCAUCUUAAGACCAGACGGCGCCUCGAGAGACAAUCCGCCGUGACUUCAGCGCAUCAUUGUGACCAGAUCAGAGAUGCACCGCCAGGAUACUUCAUGCCCGGUGAGGCAAUGCAGCGUGCCAAAUCGCACGAUCGCCUGUCGCAUCGCUCAAGGCGAUCGAGCCAUGGAUCCCGACCGCGAUCCUUCUGCAGCAACAACUGAAAUAAGGGCCACGACAUGAGUAUUUUAUACGAAGGAGGAAAAAUGUGCGUGAUAUACAUACGUUAAUCUGCCUGGCGAGAUUUGUAGGGAUUUUCCGCAAUGCACUCGCAAUUUUAUGAGAUUUGAGCCGUAAUUCGCCAUGAACCGUAAUAUUUGGGAGAUGGAAUCGUUUGAUUUGCAUAAUUUUCUACCGAAUUGAUCGUAAAUGGAAUUUUUCUGCCUCAAAUAGUCACAAAAUAAUAAUCGAUAGUUUCCAUCAACAAAGGUCGUAUAUGUCGAAGAGAUCUUUUGUAAUUUUAAAAACUACGGCUGACUGAAUACAUGCAUCUAGUCCAUAAGGCCAACUCUCCAUACAGUUCAAGGGUUGAAUUGACUGGUUUUAUUGUGGCGGGUGAAUCCAGAUUAAGUUUAGUUUUAUCUUUCAACAUAUCAAUUUUAUUCCGAAUUAAAAAUUAUGCCCUUUGACACCAUUAAGAGACUCCUUAGGUGAGCUCUUCAUGGAGAAUUACUUUUCUAUUUGAUUUUGUUUGUGACAUCAGAGCCAUUAAUUAAUUACCUUGAGGUAUUAAAAUUGCAUAUAUGAUUUAUUUAAAUAUAAUGUCGACGAUAUCUCAGAAUUAAUUCUGUCUUUGUUGGGAAAAUUGUUUCCUUUUCAAAUUCCCAGCCCAAAUAUUUCGACAGAAUUGCGAGUUUCGGUUCUAUACAUAACUUGUUACAUAAAAUAUUUCAUAUUUUAUUCUUAAUGUUAAGAGACGACUUUAAAGACACUUUUUGCCUUGAACAAAUAAUGAAUAUAGUAGAGUAGAUGUUACUUAGUUAUUGACUGUAGAAAAUAUAUUAUUAACAAUUGUUGAUUAGUUUGAAGGCGCAUCGAAAUUGUGACGAGAAGAGAUAAAGAAGUAAUAAAGUCUAGAAAGUA